Molecule: messenger RNA, 1991 nt
Organism: Spizellomyces punctatus DAOM BR117
Lineage: Eukaryota; Fungi; Chytridiomycota; Chytridiomycetes; Spizellomycetales; Spizellomycetaceae
Exons: 11
Coding region: 1-1857 (618 amino acids)
Molecular function (GO): RNA endonuclease activity producing 5'-phosphomonoesters, hydrolytic mechanism; protein binding; mRNA binding
Source: RefSeq, a predicted model, not a curated record
AUGUCGUCGCCGAAAUUCGCGGUUCCAGGGCUACCGGCUUCCAAAGUUACAGCAGAGGCGGGUAUUUCAUCAGUUCAUGAAACGGCAAUCGAAUCAGAGAAUGCCACCAAGGAGGAAGCUACCGACGACUUUGUAAACCCGGGUUUGCCUGCGUCCAAGCUCACCGAGAACUCAACGGAGAAUGCCAGAGUGCAGAAAAAGGGGGAAGCUGCACCUCAAACUAUUGAGAGAGCACCGCAAUCUCGUCCUGAAGCGCCGCCCUUGAACUACGAGCCACCGGAAUGGUCUGCAGCACCGAAGGAGGAGCGAUAUUUUGAGGUCUUGAAGGGUGGACAAAUCAUACACCGAACUCCAUCAAUAUCGAAGCCCAUGCUCGUUGUUGGUCGUCUACCCAUUUGCGAUAUCGAGUUGGAGCAUGCGAGCAUAUCACGAUACCACGCGGUGAUUCAGUUCAAAGGAGAUGGCACGGCAUAUGUUUAUGACUUGGGGAGCACCCAUGGAACGUUUUUAAACAAAAGCGAACUUCCGAAGGGCUCUUAUCAACGUCUACGGGUGGGAGAUAUGUUACGGUUUGGAGCAAGUACACGCAUAUACAUAUUCCAAGGAGAGGGAGAGCAAGUGGAAGAAAUAAAACGUGCCCCCGUGCCACGUAAGCAGCUAGCACAAGCGGAAAGCACUGGCGUGACAUGGGGGUUCGGAGAAGAUGCCUCAGAAGAAGACCAACCAGUCGAAUAUGAUUUGCCAGAGAAUGAUAAUACGGCUGUCGAUGAAAACGCAUAUUACUACGCCGAUCCAAGAAAGGCUUUGCGUUUAUGGUUGGAAGCACGUGGUUAUGAUAUGGAAUUCCGGGUCGAGGAGGAAGGGCAUGGACGAGACCGGGGCUACGUUGCUAGAAUCGAACUACCAGUUGAAGUGGGAUAUGGGGCUGCGCUUCAGGGUGUGGGGCACGGACGUCGGAAGAAGGAGGCGGAGAACGAUGCGGCUUUGGAUGCCUGUAUCAAGCUGGAUAAGCGGGGAGUUUUGCGGUCGAAUAGGGCGGAGCAGGCUGAAGCAGAAAGAAAUCGUAUGAAAGCGCUUCUCGGGGAUGAGGACGAGUCAGAGGAUUCAUUUUAUGAUCGAACCAAACGCACGGGAAAAUCGAAAACGUUACCAAAGAAAAGUGCACCUGCCAAAGCCGAAACUUACGAAUCUCUCCUCAAGAAGCGAGAUGCUGUACUCGCUGACAUUGCAGAUAUUCAACGACAGGUGGAGGCAGACGCGGAAUCCAAAGCUGAUGGAGACGCAGACCAAGACGAGCUUGAUCAAGUUAUGCUUGCCUUGCACAGCAAAGAAGCAUCACAAGCUAAAGAGACUUUGAAGAGAAAGAUCCCACCUUUGCAAAAGGAAGUUGAACGGUUGAACAAGUUGAUUAAACUGGUUGCGCCAACUUCAAUUAGCUUACCGGCACCUCCGCCUGCAGCGACACAAAGUACCCAACCUGCGGACGCAAAAAGGACGAAGCCAUUGCCUGGACCCUCACCAAUAUCUCAACCCCCAGCUGUGCAACAGAUGCCUCCAUCAUCACAGGAACACAAAACCACGGAUGAUGACGAGGACAUUCCGUCUCCAAAGUACGGUCUAGUGAUACCACAACCACCACUCACGGGCAAUGGUAAAAGGAAAGAACCAGACAGUACGUCAAAUGGAAAACCAGAACGAGAUCCGACGAAACGACGAAGGGUUUAUGGCGUGUUAACUCAAGCGCAGGUUGAAGAACAUGAACAGGUGGAAAAGGAGGAGGCUGUGGAUUGGAUCGCGCCGGGGGGAAACGUUACAGAUGCUGAUGUUGCAAAGUCUAACGCGGCUUAUGGGUAUUGAAAAGUCAUUGUUCUAUAUAAAGAAAUGUGCAUAGUUCGCAGGACGUGGAUUUACUCCAAUACGUAUCCUCUGCCUUUGCUGGUUCUCACGUAUUUCUGGAUUAGCAAGUCAAUCCUCGACUUUCUAACCCUAUG